Molecule: messenger RNA, 31697 nt
Organism: Pelobates cultripes (western spadefoot toad)
Lineage: Eukaryota; Metazoa; Chordata; Amphibia; Anura; Pelobatidae
Source: the annotation of a GenBank genome assembly
CUGGGGCGAGUUAUAGCAAUAGGGGGUCUCCUCCCUGUCUCUGAUUGGCUGCCGGAAUGACACGCUCGCUCUGAUUGGUCGCCGUGUGCCGGCUCAUUCCUCAGGCGGCGGAGUGUGCAGUGUGAGCCCUGUCAUGCCGAUUCCUCCUCAGCCCUCCACACACACAGCAUGGUAUCCACCAACGGCCACAUCCCGGGCCAACGGGACCUGUCUGCGCCCACUGAGGAGCUCAACGGGGACAUCCAUCACACGGGGACACAGCCUGAGCAGGAUGGGGCCCCCAGGGGCCCAGACCGUGAGCUGCCCACCUACACCGCCAAUGUGGCCCCCAGGGGCCCAGACCGUGAGCUGCCCACCUACACCGCCAGUAAUGGGGACCGGCAGCAAGGUGGGGCCCCCAGGAGCCCAGGUGAGAGGGAAGCCAUGCUGUCAGGCCAGCAGAAGCCCCUGGAGACCCGGCUGUUUUACAGGAGGUUUGCCAUCCUGGGGGUGUUCAGCCUGUACUCCCUGGUCAAUGCCUUCCAGUGGAUCCAGUACAGCAUCAUCACCAAUGUCUUCACUGACUUCUAUGGGCUGAGCUCUGAUAAGAUAGACUGGCUCUCUAUGGUCUAUAUGCUGGUCUAUGUGCCCCUCAUCUUCCCUGCCACCUGGCUACUGGACAAGAAGGGGCUUAGGGUCACUGCCCUGCUGGGCUCGGGGCUGAACUGCCUGGGGGCUUGGAUUAAAUGUGCCAGUGUCAGGCCGGAUUUAUUUGGGGUCACCAUGUUCGCCCAGUUUGUCUGCUCUGUGGCCCAAAUCUUUAUUCUAGGCUUGCCCUCCAGGGUGGCAUCUGUGUGGUUUGGACCAAAGGAAGUGUCAACAGCAUGUGCCACCGCUGUGCUGGGCAAUCAGGUAUAUAUAUAUAUUAGGUCAUGUGGGUAUGGGGCAGAUGUGGCAUCAAGGGGCUUCUCCAUGGAAUGGCGUGUAAGUGCCAAAGGGGUGGUGAGUGUGUUACAGGCCAAUAGUUGUUAUCAUGUAUAGUGAAGUACUGCAGAAUAAGUUGGCGCUAUAUAAAUACCAAUAAUAAUAACCCACUAGCAUUCUAAUCAUUGUGUAACGGUAAACGGGUAAUGUUACUGAAGUCAUUGAUGGAUCACCGUUGGCACUCCAGAAGUAUAUUGUAUUCUUCAACAGCUGGGGUGCCUAUGGUUAGCUACCUCUGAUCUAAAGAAAUCGCAGAACAAUCCAUUUCUUACUGUGGGACGUUUUAACUUGUAUUCAAAAUUAUAAGUUCUUUUGAGCCCUUAGUAACAUUUGUAAUUUGUUUAUUUUUCUUUUCUACCCCUUCAGUACAACUGUAAAAUGCCACGGACUAUCCUGGCGCUGUAUAAAUGCACAUAAUCUUUCUGAUGGGCAGUCCUUUGGGCACUGUCGAGGGUUGUAUUGAUCUGCUUUUAUAAAGUAGUAAAGGUUACUUCUUACAAUCAUGUAGCCAUGUCCCUUCCAAAAUGCUUUAUAAAUGCCUGCAAAGAAUAUUACUCACUAUUUUCUCAAGCAUAGAGGAAGUUUAUACUUAGUUUAUACUCCAUAAGUGUAAGUAUUUGCAUAAAUAAACACCUUUUUAGCUAUGCGUUUCCUUGUGAUAUUGGCCCUCGCCAAAGUACUUCUCUGUCACAUUAAAUAGACAAUUUUAGUGCAACAAUUGAAACGGAGCUCAUGGGAAAUAUGCUAACAAUGUCAUAUGUCACACACAUUGCUGUUGUGUGUACUGACUGCUAUAUACUGUAAACAUCCUUGCAUCAGUAAAUAGUACUUCGUUACUAACCUGAGACUGUAUGUGUUGGCUCAACUUCAAAACACACAGUAAAAAGGAAGAGAAGAUGCAUUUUAACUCUUUGAGUUUUUUCGUAUGACCCUUUUAGGUCAACAUUAUCAAAUUGAAAUAAUUAUUCAUCUCUGAGACUCCGCUUUAUAUCUGACUGUUCCAACCUAACAUUUGUGAUGUCCUAGUGAAAUCUGUACAAUUCUUAGUUUAACAAAUAAUGAUUCCUUGUUUAUUUUAAUCUUACCAUUUUGUUUUUCCAGUUAGGUACAGCUAUUGGUUUCCUUCUACCUCCUGUGUUGGUACCAAAAAUAGACAAUAAUGUUGAAUUAACAGGACAUAACAUCAGCAUUAUGUUCUAUGGUACAGCUGCUGUGUCCACUUUUCUGUUCAUCCUGACCAUAGCAGGUAAGUGUCUCGUCCUAUUACUGUCAAGUAGAUUCAUUGCUUUUAUUGCCUUAAUGAAAGUGUGUGUAUGGGACCAGAGCUCUAUGUUAUGCAUGCAUAGUAUUCCAUAUGGUUGUCUUAAAGGGACAUUACAAAUACUAGCUGACAGUGUACUGUGUUUUGAACAAUAUUUUCUUGCAAAUAUUUUUUUGUAUUUUCAUAUGACUUUGUCUCUCUGGCCUCCCUGACAUUGCGGUGGAACGGUGGCGGUGUACACACAGCUUUACAUUCUAGUAUGCACGCCUUAGGACAGAGGUAGGCAACCUCCGGCACUAUAGAUUUUGUAGACUAUAUCUUUCAUAAUGCUCUUACAGGUGUAAUGCAGGCAAAGCAUCAGGGGAGAUGUAGUUCACAACAUCUGAAUUGCCGAAGGUGGUCUAUCCCAGCCUCAGAAAACCAUUAUUGAUGUAUUGUAAUGGACAAAUGCCCCCCAUUACUGAUGGAGAAGGCACUGCAAGUAUAUAUGGUGCUUCUCCCAUUGAUUGGGGUAUGACUUCGGUUUCUAGAUUCAUCAUGUGAGCUGGAUCAGAAUGUAGGGACUGCAGGAGGGACACCUUUUAAAUAAGUAUUGCAUGCAUAUUCUGUUUAAUGCAUAUAACUUGGCAAUACAAUCCACUCUGUAAGAAUCACUUAUAAACCGCUUUCCAUGCGCCCAGUAUUUACAAUCUAUAUUCAGCUUCCGAACUGUUCUUAUAUUUUCAACAACUUUUAAUCUCUGGUGUAUCUGAAAUUAUUCCCCAUACCCUCUCAACUGCUUGUACAUCUGUCCAUUAAUAUAAAUAGCUGGAUACAUACUGUGCACUUGUUAAUCAUGUAUUCCUUCCCUUUGGAAUAAUCAAGCACAGAGGUAAGUUCUCUUCUCAUUGGAUUGCCCAGUACAUUUUUAAAGUAUAGUGAUGCUCUACUUUACUUUGUGAUGGCAUAGACUUAUGGGAUCUGGAGUGUGGUGGUUGGCCAUCACUGCUCUAGGAGGAAUGUGGAAGCAUUUUCAUACAUUACCUGUUUUGACAUGGCUUACCAGGCCAGUCCCAUGUGGUGUAAAUAGAGUACAGGAGGGAUAGGGCCACCUGUGUCCCUGCUAUUAGAAGGUCAUUUAGUGCCGUGUGAUGGAUGCUCUAAUCACCAGCGGCAGCUAUUCUUCUUGAACCAAUUACCCAGAUGUGUUAAGUGAUUUGAAUCUGUUCAAUGUGGGAUGAAUAUGGAAUUGUAGCUUCAUAAAAGUGAUACCUAUUAAAAGUCCUGCAGGUUCUAUGAAAAGCAUUAGAUUUAAUCUCUAUAACCUGAAUUGCAGUGAAACAAAAUCCCGUUUUGGUUGCUUUGUGGUCACCGUGCCUAUUUAAUACAUUUCUCUAAAAUGCCUUCCAUAUCUUCUAACUUUUGUAUCCGUACGGAGAAAUAUAAAAUUUGGGAUAAAUGGAUUAAGAUCCUCGAAAGACCUUUAUCGGUCAAAAAUGAUUAACACGUGUAUCGAUAAGCAAUGGAGUUUUUUGAGAUAAGGAUAAUAAUUCCUGGUUUGGGUAAUAGUUAUAACCCAUAAAUACGCUGUUUUGAUAUAAAAAGGACAUUGUUUUUAUGUCAUAUUUGUAACACUGCAUGGAUGAUAUGCGACAAUCAUCCUGUGUUUGUGUAUUUAUGUCUGUAAAUUGUGUUUUUGUAUUGAUAUGGGAAAAAUCUAAUAAAAUAUUUAAUUAAAAAACAAAAAAAAAAUUCUUCCAAUUGUUGGACGUUUUGCUCUAUCAGGGUGUGUAGAAGACACACAGAGUAUAAUUUUGCAGUAUCAUGCUGCCUUGCUAAGCAAUCUCACCUGUCAUGAGGUCAGCCAGAAAUCCUACUUGUAAGGAAUCCAAUGUAAAUACACGACUCCAGGCGGUGAUCUAACUUGGCCGCUGAAUACGCCCUGCGUGAUUCCACAGAGCCUCUUAGAUGUCUGUGAGCUCUUAGCUAUUUCAUGUUGAGAAGUCAUGGUUUUAGUGUGAGCUGCAAAUACAUGGAACGUUUGUACUUUUCAGUAAUGUCUUGUGAGAAAUAGAAUGGGUCAAACAUUUCCAGCAUUCUCUAGUUUUAUAUUUUUACAGCCAUGCAGUGAAUAUCUGUACAUUGCUCAGAGAGUUACUCUGGGUUUAUUAUAAAUGUAUAGUUCCCUUUUUUUAUUUUUUUUUAUUUUCCUAUAAUUUCAUCUUCUGUUUAAAUUGUAAGGGCCUAAUGUAUUACAAUUAAAAUUACAUUUCAUUUCUUCAAUGCCAAUUUUCUUUCUUGAACUCUCCUACCCUCCAAUUUCUUUUAACAUAUUUAAGUGCACAGAAAGUGAGAUCUUGUGGGUUUUGAUUGUGGUGUGUUUUGAAAUGUUGGUUCGACACCUUUCUUAAUAUUCCUAACGUGUUCCGAUACUUUAAUAUGUAGGCAUUUAAUAGUUCUCCCAAUGUAUAGCAUGUCGCAGAGGCAUUUCAACAUAAAUAUUUUUCGAAAAGCAUGUUAAUUGGUCUUUGGUGAAUUCUUUCAUAUUGCUUAUAUGCCUCUUUACUUUAGGUUUCCCUGCCAAACAACUUCCACAUCCAUAAAACCCCUAUUACUGUUUAGGAAUUUAUUUUCUUUUGAUGGAUCUUUGAAAUUGCUUUUGACUGGCAUAUUCUGUAUAUUUUUACAUCCCCUUUUAUAUAAUCUUGGGUGUUUUUGGUAGUAUGCUCUUGAGCAUUGGAUCGUAGUGUAGAAGAUUACUAUUUUUUUGAUGGCAUACUACACUUUAUUUUUUGGCUGAGAAGUUACAAAUGAACGGGAUCUCGAAUUUAUUAAAUUCCUAUUCUGCCUUUACUUGUAAGAGAGUAAAUCUUUCCUUUCCAUCCUUUUGAUUUCUUCCAUACUUUUUAGCAAAUCAUUUUUGCACUGAUAGACUCAGCGUGGUGAGGUUUAAAAAAAAAAAUAUGCAAGUAAAUAUGCUUUAAAAAAAAAAAAAUAAAUAAAAAAAUUUAAAAUUAGAACAGUAGGCAGGGUGAACACCUAAGCCCUUAGAAGGAGAUUAUAGAGUUAGGGAUACACUUUUUUUUUUUUUUUUUUUUUUUUUCCUAGGUAAAGAGCAUAAUUUUAUUUUGUUGCAGUUUUGAUUACUGCUACUGUUUCUGUUGAAUAAUUUACUCAAUAAAUAGCCGACUCACUAGCCAUUUAAGAACUAAUCUUACCUUAAUUCUUAGACAUCCCUAGACUUGGCUGGCUUCUCCUAAAAUACGAGCUGCCUAUGUUUUUAUUUCUGCAAAAAAAUCCAUAUUUGAGCACACAAAAACAUGGGAAAUUAAUGAAAUCAUUCACUUUAGAUGGGUUCCACAAGAUAACCGAUUUAUUGCAUUCUGAAACACUCCACUGCUUCUUUUUCUUUUUUUCUUUGUGUAAGUGUUCAUUGUGUGUUUGAGGAUAAAUGCAGUACACAAAAACCUAGGGUUUUCUUUUGUUUUUGUUUUUCUUCUUUUAUUUAUACUUUAAAAAAUAAAUUAAAUAUUUAUUUAUUUUUAUGUGCCAUUCAUUUAAUAUGCUAAUGUAAGCAAAUCUCCAGACUGAUUGACACAUUCAUUAAUCCUUGUAUCUGGGUUAAUCUCUUGUUGUCUGGAAAUGAAUAGCUGAGAUAAGUGUCCCUGUUUUAUUAUUAUUCUCCCGCAUAUGUAUCUAAUAUAUUGUUGGUGGUACUUUUGGUAAAGUUAUAGGAUUACUCCAGGCACAGUAACAAAGUAGCAUUAUUCGAAAGGUUUUCGUACAGAGAGUAGUUGCGUACAGUUUUCUUUACCAGAAGUGUAGUGAUUUUUAUUGGGGGUACAUUAAAUAAUGUACAUGUCUGAGUGAAGCAUUACAAGACAAUCUCCAGAUGAAGUCUAUAGACUAAAUCAAUUGCAAUAUAUUAUGUGGCUUCGAUCUUCAUUCCUGUUUAUUCCACCGUCUAGCAGACCACUUGAUGUUAGGCACUUGUAGAAAAUAAGAAGCAGUAGAUAAGCACGCCCAAGAAAAAAGUACUUUAGUUUUUAUUGGGGUUAUAAUUUUUUUUUUCUUUACAUAUAUUUUAUUUUAUGAUAUAGAAUGUGUUUAAAAUAGGGUAAUUUAUUGUGAUAUGUGUUUUUCUUUUUGUUUUUGUUUUGAUAUGCUUGUGAAAAGCUGCUUUUUGACACUUCUUGAAUAGAAAUCUGUUAAUUACAGCCCCUAAGGUGUCUGAGGAUUGUGACUGAGGGCCCAUGAGCAUACGGUCAAACAUGCUUAGAUCUCAGUAAUGAGAUUAAUGCUGUAUGAUGACAGCUGUAGAAUCCCUUCAGAUCUAAUCCAACAAGAAGAAUAUUCUUCAGAAUGGAGGCAUGUUUUGAAAGUGCAUUACUAGUAAGGGAACAGUGAAAUGACAAACUCAAAAGCCAGUACCAGGGGCUCCUCUCGCUGCUCGUGCCCAUUCUUCAUCCAUUUUAAAUGAAUGUAUGUAGUACAUUGAAAUAUAUGCAAAAAUAAACUUCCUCAAAGUAAGAUUUACAUUAAGUUUUAUAUCAAACCAGGAAUUGUCUGGUGUGUACUAUUCUUGCACUAAGGUGUGCUUUGGGAUGUAGGGCAGAAAGGCUGGGAUUGGGAGAAAAACAGUUUGUUUAAAAAAAUAAAUAUAUUCUUACUGAUUAGCAAUAAAGAACAAUCACCCAUUGUAAAGGACCACUUAGGAUAGGGCUUCUUAUUCUGAUCUCAUAUGAGUGUGUCAGAAACAUUACUUAUGUUUAUUUUAGUUAAUGUAAUGUAGACUGACAAUACGUACGUCUGUGUGCAUGUCUUCCCUUUUAGAUAUGUAUUUGUGAGAUAAAUUUGCUACUGACCAUGUAAAGACCCGAUUUAUAGACCUCAAUAAAAAGACAAAAGGUACAAUGGCGAGUCAGCCUGAUCAGUCUCUGAAAGCUUCAAUCUGUACCAGUGGUCUCUGUAAUCACUAUUUUUUUAUUACAAUACAUGUGUUCUUUGGCAUGGUUCUUUUAAUAGCCCUGUGCCAAAACAAGUCUUUGAAGUUCCUUGGCAUGCUGUUCCUCUUAUUUAUUUAUUUAUUUAUUUUUAAUUACAAUGCUGGUAUGCUACCAUAUUCUGCUUGUGCUGUGUAUAGGGACUGCAGUUGCUUUGUAGGAUUGUAUUUGUGCAUAUGUGGCAUGUAUUGUUUAUGUGCAUGAGUAGUUUGUCGUGUGUUAUGUGGACUGUGUAUCAUGUUAUGUGUGGGCUGUUUAUGGAAUUGUUGCUGUUUGUAGUAUAGUGUGUGUGUGUGUGUGGGGGGGGGGGGGUGGUGGCUGCUUGGGGUAUUGCUAUGGGAGGCGUGUUGUCUUGGUGUAUGUGGGUUGUUGGUGGUGUUAUAUUUGUGGACUUUGUGUGUUUUGUGUUUGGACUAUUUUAUAGAACUUGUCUGUGGGCGGAGGCUUUUUUUUUCCAGCCACUUUACAUGUGUAGGUAGCCUCGAUAGGCUCCACUGGGGACCCUGCUGGCCAGGUACAGGUUAGGGACAGGGGCUACAGUGACUGCUGAGGCUUCUCUCCUCCAGCACAGAUUCCCUUUCACAAUUGCUGAGGAUAAGUGAUCAGAUGUCACAUCCUCCAAAAGCUGCAAUUAGUAAAUGGAGGAAUGCCCUUCACCAACUACUGCAAUCACCGCUAGGGCUGAAUGUCCGCUUGGAACUAGUCGAUAUCUGAAGAAGUUCCACUUGGACCCCUGCUAGGUCAGCUCCAGAGGAGGUUCUUAAAUCUCCACUGCCUGACUGGGUCUGGCCACCUUUUGUGCCGUGCUAAGGCACCUCACGUGGCAUGGGUUACUGAACCCCGAUCUGUAGGAUAAACAUGGAACUGUGUAACCCGGAAAGUCUCCCAUCACCAAAACGCGUUUACUCGAACUGUUACCAUUUCUUGGCUUUUAUAAUCUCUUGAUUAAACAUCUUAUUAAUGUACUGUACCAUCAAACACGGUCUGUCUCUUAAUAUAAGGUUUAUACCAGUUGACAAUAUUUGUAUUCUUUGAAUAUGUACUCUGUGACUGUUAUCACUUACUUAAUGCUUCAUAAAAAUUGUUAAAUAAUUAUUUUCUUAAAAGAAUAACAGAAAUGAAUGAUGCCCAUUAAGACGCAGCAUGUAGAAACUGACCCCAAAUACUUUGGUAUUUAGACACGUCUGUCAUUGACAGUCUUAAAAUUUUAAACUGUUUCACUCCUGCAAUUUGUGUUUAUUGCCCUUUUAAUGGUUCAUCUCCAGGGACUGGUCUAAUCUAGAAUCCCUGGUUCUAGAGGAACUGCAUGUGUUAUUGAUUCAGUCCACUUUAUUCCCCUAGAUGACUGUGACAGUAUAUUUGGUUGUGAAAAAGAACAUAGAUCACUGCUACUGCACGGUGUGUCUAUGGGUUGCAGAACAGCAACAGUAAAAUCUGAAUGAAAUGCUUGUGGCAGCUAGAGGAAGCAGAAUGAGAAGCCAAUCUGCAUUAAGGAGGAGGGAUGCACAGCCAAUCAGCAUGGAUUGACUGCUAGAUUUGUAGCCGGGCUCAGUUCACCCUCCUCCAGUGAUGCCAUUCAGUAAUGGUGCAAAGACUGGGUUGCACUGAGGGUGAAGGUAUUGUAGGAAAUGCACACAAAAAUAGUUGGUAUUGAAGCUGACGUAGUUUAGUGUUUUUGUUUUCCCAUUGUUUUUCCAAUACAUUUACAGUGUCCCUUUAACUGACCAGUUUAGGUUUGAUUAGAUGGAGCCCUAGAGUUCCUUAUCAUUUAAUCAUUGAUAACUGUAUUUGUGAUAGUAUCAUUUUUAAGAUAUGAAAGAGCUAUGAUGUUGACAAACUUGACUUCCUUACAGUUUUCAAAGAGAAGCCGAAGGUCCCUCCCAGCCAGUCUCAAGCAGUUCUGCAGGAUAAUUCUCCUGACGAUUACUCCUACAAAGUCUCCAUACUGAAUCUCUUUAAGAAUGUCCCCUUCGUACUCCUAUUGGUCAGUUAUGGUAAGUUUAAACAGAAUAUGUCUACAAGAAACCACCUUCUCAUGUUAUCCCUUUUUUCAAAACCACUAUUUUUCUCCUGAGAGCAGCUUGCAAUGGGCGUAAUGACCGGUCAACAGAUUUGACAGGUGACUGGUCCCAGAAAGUGACUGCAUUGUGAUUUGUUGUAGGAAGUCCCAAGCAGUUAUCUAUUAGUGAUAAUCGCUCACUACUACCACAAAACACCAUUACUCUGCCUCCACGUUACAAAUCCCGUGAAUGCCUACUGCAAGGCCAGUGUGUUCUACUGUCUAACGCAGCAACUCUUGUCCUGAUUUGCAGACAAAUGCUGUAGUGUUUUCAAAAAUAAUUCUAUGUUUAUUCUGGGAAAAGUGUGCUGGCCAAUACCUUAAUCCAACAUGCUGAGCUCCCCUCUCUUCCUUUUAUGAAGACCUCCAUUUUAGAACAGUGGGGUGAUCUAAUAAGACUAAGGAAUAAAGUGCGUCAAAGUCAAGGAGGGAUCCAGUAAGUUGAAGGGACACUAUAACUUACAUACACCACUUACAAGUCUUGAGCAAUAAUGCCUCACAAGGGAACAACAGAGGGGGGCAUUUCCUUCUUGUACAGUCUUAUCUUGAAUGCUCUGCAGACUCCACCCCUGUGGUUCACACAUUUGUGGUUUAUUUCUUCCUUUUUUUAUGUGCAUUAACAGAAAAUCAGCUAUGCCUUGCAUUAAUAAUUAAAGGUUUCUCCAAUUAUUAACAAUCCCUGAAUAAUGCAUUGAUGGAGAAAGUUUUUUCAUUGGAAAUAUUUAAAUUCAUUUGUUUCUCAUUGACCUUGUCAAUGUGCAAUUGAUGCAUCCAGGAAAAAAUAAAAACUCUCGUUCUAGCUGUGUCCUAAUGUGAAAUAAUAUUUACUUAGGAAAUAAUCUCGUUUCUUUUUCUUUCUUUUUUAUUUAUUUAUUUAUUUUAUUGCAGGGAUUAUGACUGGAUGUUUCUAUUCUGUGUCCACACUAUUAAAUCAAAUGAUUACAUUUCAUUAUGAGGUCAGUAUCCAUCAAUGUUCCAAAUUUAGUAAUUGCUAAUAUUUUAUGUUUGAUUACACUACUCCCCCCACCAUCCCAUCCCCCAUAAUGGUAGUUAGCAGAGUGUUCAGAUUGAAUCUCAACUCUCUGGGGGUCUUUUAAAUACUUAUUUCCUCCACUUCUACUCAGCAUUCUAAUAUUUGAUCUAUUUCCGAUAGCAAAACUUAAGAGGCUAGCCUAAAUAUUUAAAUAUGUGAUAUUCUUGCAUCAUGCAAUGAUUCUAGAGCCAAUUUACUUUGUAAAAAUGUUUUAUUUAAAUGAUAUUGCGCCACGUAAACCAAGGACUUUUUCAAGUAUUUUGUUAUGUCCCUGGAAUCGUUUCAAGUUGAUUUCUGGGAAAAUAACCGGUUUCAUACUUGUUGAGCAAUAGCUUAGCUUAGUCAAACAUGCUCACCGCAUAAAGGAUGUCAUGUUUCAACUUUCCCUUUAUUGUAAGAUUUUCUAUCACACUCUUUGGCAAAGUGUUAUAAGCUCAAAUAUAUACAUUGUAACACCAGAAGGACUGGCACCAGUUGAGCCAUUAACCUUUAAAGAGUACAGUGUUGUUUGCUUUUGGGAAACAAGAAGGGGCCCACUUGCAGAACACGACAUGUAUAAUCCUUUAUUUUGGGAUAUAUAGCAGGUCUGUCAUGAUACAAAUUUGUUUACCACAUUCUUGUCAUGAAGAUUCUCAUUACAAAACAGAAAACUGAUUAUUUCAGUCUGUGCCAUUUUGUAGAUAAAGAGAAAAGCCCUUUCAAAUAAAUCUUGGAAAUCGAGAGCUCUGUGAAAUUUGACCACUGAAUAGGUAGACGGCAAAUGACUUCCUUGUUCGUGCAAUAGGAAUAAUUAGAUACACCCGAAGCUCUGGGUAAAGCCAAAGCAAAUUGUUUUAAUUUGACUGGUGUAUCAUGGCUUGUACAGCACCAUAACCAUUGAAGGGCAUUCUUCUCCAAGAAACUGGAAAUCAGGUAUUGCUCACUGAUCUUUGAAGGUUUGUGAAGCCCGCUUAAUCAACGGGUGUUCACCUUCUUGUAUAGGACCAGAGUUCUCACAGAAAGAUAGGAAGGUAAAGAUCUGGUCAAUCUGAGGGAAACCAACUAAUAAUGUACCUGACCUCAUAACUGGCAGCCAUGUUUCUAUUUACUCUCCAUUGAGAGAAUUGGGAGCCUGCACCUUCUACUGUGGGGGGUGAUCCUUAUGAUGGUGGAGGAGAACCUGGCUGAACGGUCAGUGGGCUGCAUUUCCUGUAAUAAGAAAUCAGCUGCCACAGUUCUUUUCAGGAGUUGGAGAUGGCCCAAAAUGGGGACGGUGGCCACAGUUUGAGGAAGAUCACUUUAAUUCCUUUUUUAUUACGAUUAUAUGAAAUCCAUUUAAUAUAAAUACAUCAUCUUUACAUAGGGAGAAGAAGUUAAUGCUGGCAGGAUUGGCCUAACAUUGGUUAUUGCAGGAAUGAUUGGCUCCAUUUUUUGCGGCCUGUGGCUGGAUUAUUCUAAAACCUACAAGUAAGUACAAUUUGAAUUUAUCUUUUUUUUUUUUUUUUUUACUUUUUUUUACUUUUUUUUUAAAUUUGCUUUUCUCUGCUCAGGUAAUUGGUGUGAUUAACCAGUUACUGUAUUCCUGUAACUGCACAUACAUCUGUCCGGCUCUUGAGGACGAGGAACAACAAAGUAAUUGCUUUUAAUCAAGUCAAACAGACGUUGUCUUACUUAAUAGAAGAUUAAAUGUUCACCAGUGCGUACAGUUAUGCAAUAUAACUGCCGGUAUUGCUCUCUGUUUAUUUUGACUUCCUAUCCAUCUAUCACGGUUUUCUUUAUUAUUUAUUUUUAUGAAAUAAAUAAUUGGGCAAGCGUGGCCAUUUUUAUAUUUGGAACAAUUUCGUGGUUAUUCACUAAAGUGAGAAUUUAAGACCAGAAUAGCAAAACUAGAAAAAUUCUCCAAGUCCGCUAUCUGUACUUUCAGUUCUUCGGCUACUUAGGCCUUAAAUGUGAAAUCCACAUUAAAUUCCUGUAAUUUUCACUUUAGUAUGAACCAUGUUUGUUUCCAGUAAAUAUUAUGUAGCAGAUAAUGAGGCAAUAUGCACACAGUGUAUUCUGACAUACACUUACAUUUACAGACCAAUAUAACAUCACUGCUCAAUUCUCUGCCCUAAAGGAGAUAAAUCACUUUUGUUUCUGUUUAUACAGCCCUUGCCACACCUCCUGACUGUGAAUCUUCUAGCUGGCACGAAAAAAUAAAACCAGGUGCAUGAGAGAUAUAUCUCUAUCUCUGUCUCUGUCUCUGUCUCGUGCCACCUGGGCUCCCACUCUCCCUGUGGAACAUAAAUGGUUAAAAAAAAACAAACACAUAAAACAAACCUUUCUUUGCUCACCUGUUUCCAGCACCGAUGUCUCUGUGCUGGGUCGAUGCUCUGACGUCAUCUGGCAGGGGGGCCGGAUGCGGAUGUGCUGCAGGUACAUUAGGCCCUCCUCAUAGGAAAGCAUAGAAUCAAUGGUUUCCUAUGGGGAUUUCACUGACGCUGAAUAUUCUCAUUCAUAGUGUGAGGACAUCCAGCGUCGUUUAAGGGACUCUGAGUCUGGUAAACCCAGGAAGUGCCUCUAGUGGCUGUCUACUAGACAGCCACGAGAGGCAGUCUUAUAACUGCAAUGUAAACACUGCAGCUUCUCAAACUGCAAUGAUUUAUAUCACAGGACUCAUUUGAGAUGAAGUGGUCUGGGUACCUAUAGUGUCCCUUUAAACAGAAUGUGCACAAAAACUUAGAUGUUAAUCAGAUGUUAACUUGCUUUAGAAGUUUUUAUCUCCUCUUGUGUAAAUUGAACUUUAAUCACACACAGGAGGCUCCAGACUAGUAACAGAGUAGGAAAUUAAAUUAAACAGAAUGUGCCAUAAAGAAAGUGUAAACAUUAGAUGACUCUUUACAGGGAGACGCGUUUGUUGCAAUCCUGGGAGGUGUGACUAGGGCUGCAUACACAAAGUGCUUUAACUCAUAAAUGGCAGAAAAUUGAGCAGUUAGCAGGAAUAUGAUCUAUACACCACAAUCCACUCUACUAAGCUAAAGUUGUUUUAAUGUUCGGUUUAGUGUCCCUUUACGUCAUAGCGUGUAUUUGUGCUUCCUGGACAUCAAUUUAUCAGAUGUUCAUUUUUGCCUUUUAUCUUGGUGUAUUACCACAUCCAGUUCUGCCAAGUCAGAAAAUAUAAUUGUAAACAUCAUCUUAAUGACAUUACUGGCAAAUUUAUUAAAUUCUACCUACCUUCCUUAUUUUUUAAGUGGAUUUUUGCCCGUACAUACCUUCGUUCCUAGAGUAGAAUUGUGCGAUAUCUGGCACACGGCAGCAUGCUAGGCAUUGUUAGAUCAACUGUGAGCGUGCAGGUAACCCUGCACAACAUUGUUUUGCCUUUCUUGGAGUUUAAAUGACUGUACUAAUAAAAUGUAACUUUCUGUGUUGUGCUUUCUAACGUGUUUGCUUUCUUUAUAUCCUUAUACAGACAAACAACAUUGGUUGUUUACAUAUUAUCCUUUAUCGGUAUGCUGGUAUUCACCUUCACUUUGGAUCUUGGAAAUAUCGUUGUUGUAUUUGUAACCGGAGGCAUCCUUGGGUAAGCAAAGCAUAGUAUCCCUGAUAUCUCCUGGAAUUUAUAAACACAGUAUUUCUGUGAUCGAGGAGCUUGAUACUAACAUAGCAAUCACUAGUUUAAGAUGCCAAUCAGCUGAAUUCUCUGGUAAUCAUUGGAUCACCAUUUCCAAUAAACUCAUUUUAUAGAGAAACCUCUAAGCACCAAAUAAUUCCAGGUACUAUAACCGUUUCAAUGAGAUGAACUAUAUAGUUCCUAUAAUGUAGCUUUUAGAGUGCAGUUUGUAGAUUGAGAGCGCCUUUUUGAAGUGGGAUGUAUUUCUUUUUCUUGUUUCUUAUAAUGACCACAGUUUAAACAACACAAAACAGCAGCAUUCAUUUGGACUCCUGCUAAUACAUUUAAAUCCAUUUAAAAUUUAGCUAAAGCAAUCGUCAUGGAAAAUAGUAAUUUGCUGCUUGUUCCUAUUGCAGAUUAUUGCAUAGGGACACUAUGGGCACCACAACAACUUUAGCUUAAUGAAGCAGUUUUCGUGUGUACAUCAUGCCCCUGCAGUCUCAUUGCUCAAAUCUCUGCCAUUAAGGAGUUAUAUCACUUUGUUUAUGCAGCCCUAGUCACACCUUCAUGCAUGUAAUGUGCACAGCUGUCCUAAACACUUCCUGUAAAGAGUCAUCUAAUGUUUACGCUUUCUUUAUUGCACAUUCUGUUUAAUUUAGAAUGUAUUAUCGACUGCUCUGUUACUAACUUGGUAGACACUGCAGGAGCCUCCUGUGUGUGAGAUUAAGGUUCAAUUUAUACAACAGGAGAUAAAAAAAAUUUUUAAAAAACUUCUAAAGCAAGUUAACAUCUGAUUGAAAAUGAAACUAUUUUUGUCAUACAGGCUCUGAGAGUCUAUAUCCAGGGGAGGUGUGGCUAGGGCUACAUGGACAGAAAGUUGUUUUAAUGCUUAGAGUAUCCCUUUAAGGAAAGACCUAUGUGCCUCUCCAGGUGUUGUAGGAUAAAGGCAGUGUUGUGGGGUGUAGUCAAACACUAGUUGGAGAGUUGUGACUUGACACCUAGGAAGAAAGAGCAACUAAGUUUGGAGCAUGCCUUCCUUUUUGUUAGUUUUAUAUAAAAUUAAAUGUGUUUUUUGCUUUGUUUUGUUUUAAUCACUGUUAUCGAUCUGUUCCAGCAAGUUAUAGCUUACUUCCAGUGACUAAUGUCCUCCAUCAUACCUUUUGUGAAUGAUAAAUUUACAUUUUUAAUAUUUUUUUUUUUCUUUAGUUUCUUUAUGACUGGGUACCUUCCCCUUGGGUUUGAGUUUGCAGUGGAGAUCACCUACCCGGAAUCUGAGGGUACUUCUUCAGGACUGCUCAAUGCAUCUGCACAGGUAACUUUGGACAUUAUGGGUGAAAGUGCAAGGAUUGAAGGAUUGUAGACAGACUUUUCUUUCUUUUAAUAAUCAGUGAGGCAUUUAAAAUUCGAUCAGUUGUGGACAGGACGCCAUUGGAGCUCCUGCAAAGAUGGGAAUCAUGCAAAGAUAAACAAGAUUAUUCACUUAAGUAAGAAUUCAAAGUGAAUUUCAAAAUUAAGAUCAAAAUAGAUGAUCCAGAAAAAUGCUCCACGUCAACUAUACUUUCAGUUGAGCUAGUCUGGCCUUAAAUUUUAAAUUCACUUUGAAUUCUCACUGUGGUAAAUAAUCCCGAAAGACUUGUUGAGGAGUGCAUGGACAGCAGUUCUAAGGGGGGAAAAAAAGGGAGGUUGUGUAGGUAAAGGAAUCCAAGAGACAUUAUUUUGGCUUAGUUCUACCUUAUGAUUAACUCAAGCUCAAAUCCCCAAACAUUUUGGAAAACCUUGUAAACUAAAAAAAACAUAAAAUAAAUUAUGUUUUCUUGUAUUUCAGCAACGGCUUAAUUAGCAAACAAAUGAAAUGUUUAGUUUUGCUGGGGGGGACUAGUUCACUGAGCUUUCAUUUACACUUCAUGAAUCUCUUUGUUGAAGAGUUGAAUUAGGCAUUUUGCAUGGGAUAUCUGCUCUAAUCUUUAUAUAAAUAAGUUGUGCCUUUUUACCAAGCUGCUUGCCUGAUUCAAUGCGGGAUUGUCUGUUCUCUUUCAGAUAUUUGGAAUUUUAUUUACUUUAGCUCAAGGGAGGCUUACGACUGACUACAAUCCCCAAGCUGGGAAUAUCUUUCUUUGUGUGUGGAUGUUCAUAGGCAUCAUUUUAACAGGUCAGUGAUUUGACGCAGCGGUUUACACAUUAUAGAAGUUAUAUCCUAAUAUAGAUUAUUAGAUAUAUUAAUGUAAUAGAAAUAUUUGUGGAUAAGCUUUUCAAAUUAUAUUUAUUAAAAUAUAAAAGGAAUAUAUCUAAAAAUGUUAUUUCUUUUUACAAACAUUAAAUCUUUUUUCAAAGUUUAUCCAAAAAUAUUACAGUGAUUGGGAAAAGUAUUUGACCUCUGCUGAUUUUGAACGUUUGUCCACUGACAAAGAAAUGAUCAGUCUAGAAUUUUCAUUGUAGGUGUUCUGAAUUGAUUUGCAUGUCAGUGAGUGAAAUAAAUAUUUGAUCCCCUAUCAAUCUGCAAGAUUUCUGGCUCACAGGUGUCUUUUAUACAGGUAACGAGUGCUCCUAAUCUCUGCUCGUUUAUCUGUAUAAAAGACACCUGUCCACAGAAGCAAUCAAUCAGAUUCCAAACUCUCCAACAUAGCCAAGACCAAAGAGUUGUCCAAGGAUUUCAGGGACAAGAUUGUAGACCUACACAAGGCUGGAAUGGGCUACAAGACCAUCACCAAGCAGCGUGGUGAGAAGGUGACAACAGUUGUUGCGAUUAUUCGCAAAUGGAAGAAACCCAAAAUAACUGUCAAUCUCCUUCAGUCUGGUGCUCCAUGCAAGAUCUCACCUUGUGGAUUUUCAAUGAUCAUGAGAACGGUGAGGAAUCAGCCCAGAAAUACACGGGAGGAUCUUGUUAAUGAACUCAAAGCAUCUGGGACCAUAGUCACCAAGAAAACAAUUGGUAACACACUACGCCGUGAAGGACUGAAAUCCUGCAGCAAGGUCACCCUGCUCAAGAAAGCACAUGUACAGGCUCGUCUGAAGUUUGCCAGUGAACAUCUAAAUGAUUCAGAGGAGAACUGGGUGAAAGUGUUGUGGUCAGAUGAGACCAAAAUCGAGCUCUUUGGCAUCAACUCGCCGUGUUUGGAGGAUGAGGAAUGCUGCAUAUGACCCCAAGAACACCAUCCCCACCGUCAAACAUGGAGGUGAAAACCUUAUGCUUUGUGGGAGGUUUUUCUGCUAAGGGGACAGGACAACUGCAUCGCAUCAAAAGGAAUAUGGACGGGUCCAUGUACCUUCAAAUCUUGGGUCAGAACCUCCUUCCCUCAGCCAGGGCAUUGAAAAUGGGUCCUGGAUGGCUAUUCCAGCAUGACAAUGACCCAAAACACACAGUUAAGGCAACGAAGGAGUGGCUUAAGAAAAAGCACAUUAAGGUCCUGGAGUGGCUAACCAGUCUCCAGACCUUAAUCCCAUAAAAAAUCUGUGGAGAGAGCUUAAGGUUUGAAUUGCCAAACGUCAGCCUCGAAACCUUAAUGACUUGGAGAGGAUCUGCAAAGAGGAGUGGGACAAAAUCCCUCCUGAGAUGUGGGCAAACCUGGUGGCCAACUACAAGAAACGUCUGACCUCUGUGAUUGCCAACAAGGGUUUUGCCACCAAGUACUAAGUUGAAGUGGUCAAAUACUUAUUUCACUCAUUGACAUGCAAAUCAAUUUUCUAACUUUUUUGACAUGCGUUUUACUGGAUUUUGUUUUGUUAUUUUGUCUCUCCCUGUUAAAAUACACCUACCAUUAAAAUUAUAGACUGAUCAUUUCUUUGUAAGUGGGCAAAUGUUCAAAAUCAGCAGGGGAUCAAAUUCUUUUUACCCUCACUGUACCUGGUCCCCCUUGCACCUGCUAUCUUUGACUGAGCGCGCUCAUCUGACAAUCUCAGACCGUGAAAGUCCUACAUGACUGGAAGCAAAAGUUGCAGUCACAAGUGUGACCCAGGUAAAUUGUAAGAACAUACUAAAAUGUUAAUUAUUUAAAAUUGAAACUUUUAUAGAAGAGGAACUCUCGCUGUGUGUGUCUGUCUCGAUCUAACUAUCUGCGAUUAGCUCUGUCCUUUGCACCUGACAAUCCGCAUAGAGAUAUCCUACAGAGAAGAUGAGUAAUUAGACAAUGUUGCCUUGCCUUGCCUGAACUGAAAUAUGAUGUACUUUACAAACUCUUUAAUAUGAAGUAAUUAAUUAAUUAAACCACAUAUAACUAAAAUGUUUACACAAAUUACAGGCAAUUUUCCAUUUUUAUUCAACGGUGUAAAUUCUAGAAGAGUGAUCUCUCCCAUUUAGUGGAAGGAAGUGUUAGUUGUGCCUCAAAAUAAUUACUUUAUCUCAAACUUUUUGUAUAAUAAAAAACGAAAUAUGUCAUAAAAUGACAACUGACAAUAAGUGCCUUUUCUAUAUAUCAACCAGUGGAAGCAAAGCAUAUAUUGAUCAAAUGAAGCUUUCUUGAUUUUUUUUUUGUUUGUUUUUUAAAUAAAAACACUGCUUUUUAUAGCUAGCCCUGUGUGCUUUUGUGAAUAACACAUAUGAAGUUUUAUUUAAAGCGACACUAUAGUCACCAGAACAACUACAGCUUAAUGUAGUUGUUCUGGUGUCUACUACCUGUUUUUGCAGUCUUUUUUUUGUAUAAAAACUUCCUUUUCAGAGAAAAGGCUGUGUUUACAUUACAUCCUAAGGACACCUCCAGUGGCCAUUCCUCAGAUGGCUACUAGAGGUGCUUCCUGGGGUAGUGCUGACUUUCAGCGUCUCCACACUCUGCAUGCAGACACUGCACUUUACUCGUAGAGAUGCAUUGAUGCCAUUGGCCAGGGCAGCAUUUGGCUCUGCCUCCUUGGCUGAGAUCACUUAUAUCAUUUCCUAUGGGAAAGCAUUGUGAUUGGCGGAGAUUAUCGCUUUUGAUGAUGUCAGCCAAGGAGGCGGUUUGGGGUUGGAGCUAGUGCCUGCCGACCUGAAUAAAGUUAAAAUUUUACUAUAUGGCGGUGUGUGGGAGGCCAGGGGAUGGUGUUUUUUAGCACUAUAGGGGCCAUAAAAUAUGUUUUGUGUUCCUGAUCCUAUAGCUUUCCUUUAAAGAAACCCAGACAUGUUUUUUUUUUUUUUUUCUGGCUAUUACCCAAAGUAAUGGCACUUAUGUUAUCAAACGUGUUUAAAAUUAAAUGUUGAUUCAGUCCUGCCAGAAAUAGAAGCUGCAAACCUAUGGUAUGAAAAUCUACAAUAGUUGGUGCAUUAUUCAGCUGCUCUAUUGGAACUAAUAAAAUAUUGUGAGUGGACUGAAAAAAAUGAGUUCACAUUAGUAAAACUGAUCUGUAUUUAGUUGUUCCAUGUGGCAUGCCGGGUUAGAGGGAUACAUGAUUGGAUGGGGAGAAAUUAGUUUGAAUUAUAUGGAGAGAGGAGGAGGUGGUUAGAAGUGACAUGACAAUGGGAUGAGAAAAAAAUUGAUGUGGAAAUGUUAAAAAUAAUCGACUUGUCCAAGGGACCAAAGGGAUAGCCCAUUUUAUUUUGUCCGUCCACACAAAAUCUUUUCAGAUUGGGGCACCUGGUUAGUUAAUUAUUGUCAGGGUUAUUCACGAAAUUCAAAUUAAAUCCAAGUGGGAAAAAAAUGAGUCAAAAAAGCAGAUCUGGCAAAAUUAUCUAUCUAUAGUGGCAACAUUUUGCCUUGGUUUUUAUAUUUGGACUUAAUUUGUGGAAAUUUAGUAAAUGACCCAGAGGUUUUUUUUUUCAUCUACUGCCUCCUCCUCUAUUGCCCCCUCUGUUCCUGUGUGCACUGGCUAUGCGUGAUGUUUGCUGACUGUGUGUAUUGUGCGUGUGUUUGAUGUUUCCUGGCUGUAUGUGAUAGUUGAUGUGUGUGUGUGUGUGUGUGUGUUGUAUUUAUCAUCCUCCUGCUAAGCUUGCUGAAUGGAUUGGGGGGGUGAGGCAUGAUCUACGGCCAUGCAUUGGGGUUUAAAGUUUCUGGUGGUCAAGUUGGGGGGAGCAUGUGGUCUGUACCUUGGGCCUGGGCAUCCGCUGAGACAAAUUCCACAUAUCUGAUGCAAAUCUAUCUCUGCACUCACAGAGAGACUGGCACUCCAAAUCAGUACAUCACCACAAAAUGAAAUUCCAGCAGUCAAUGAGAGUAUGUUAUAUAUAAUCUUUAUAUCUAGUGAUGUCCCGAACGGUUCGCCGCGGACGGCGAACAUAUGACCCUGUACCUCACAGUCAGCAGACACAUUCCAGCCAAUCAGCAGCAGACCCUCCCUCCCAGACUCUCCCACCUCCUGGACAGCUCACUAAGAAUGCAGCUUCAAAAUGGAUGCUGUCCAGGAGGCGGGAGGGUCUGCUGCUGAUUGGCUGGAAUGUGUCUGCUGACUGUGAGGUACAGGGUCAUAUGUUCGCUGUCCGCGGCAAACCGUUCGGGACAUAUAUAUAUAUAUAUAUAUAUAUAUAUAUAUAUAUAUGUCUCUCUGAUUUAGAGGAGCAUAUCGUUUGCUACAUUUUUUUUGUUUUUUUGCAUGCAAAUCACAUCUUGUUUUUUAGAGACAUUAAGUUUUGUAUGCAACGUUCCAGAACUCUAAAAUGUCAAGGAUAUUACAAAUUUUAUAGUUUUUAGGCUAACUUUUAGGUGUAACUUUGAAAUUAAAGCAACCUUUUGUCUGUGUGCAGUUAAACUAAGCAGAGUGAUUGCCUGCAGGUACUUAGUUAAGCAGGUUUAAGGUAAAAGUGAAUUGUAUAAAUACACAUUACUGCUAUGGAAACAGGGAUAGGCUCCUUGGAGAUUGCUGCAAUCUGUGUUGAAUCAUACAUGUACAGACAAUACAGCCUAGAUACAUGUUUAUUAAUGACUAUAAAUAUUUUUUACUGUGCAUUUCACAAUGUAAAAUUUUAACAAUUCUGUAUGUAUUUCAAAUCUCUGGAUGCAAUACUCUAAACUAGGGGCAGGCAACCUUUGGCAGUCCAGAUGUUGUGGACUACAUAUCCCACAAUGAUCUUGUGAAGCACAGACCAUUCUCUGUCUCCGCUGUGCUGGUUCUACUCUACCAGUAAAAUCCUCAAGUAACUGGUUCACUUCAUGUUUGCAAGGAUUUGGUUUCAACGUUGCUGUAUGUUAAUGAAUAACCUCUUCCAAUAUGACUUUAACGUUUCUUUAUGGUAUUCUUUUUAUGUUUUGCUUAGAGUAAUCUGAUUUAUGGCAGCACGUGAGUGGGCUGUUUGCAAUGUAUGAAAGCAAGCACGUGUGGGUCUGGAUGUUGUUGUAACCAUCUUGAUCUCCUCGCCAUAACAAGCAAACUGCGCAUGAGUGUAUAGAGAGAGGAUAUGAACGUGGUCAUAAUCUGUCCCUCUCUGCGAGCAUUGUACUCUGUGCUCUGAGCUCCAGUGAUAGAUUGAGCAGACGAAUGAAUAUGCUUGUUGAGGUGUAGGGAAGCUCCUAUUAACCUCAAUGCAAUUUGUUCAUGCUCUGGCUUUUUGUCUUACAAAAGGUUUAAAGGGUUUGUUAACCGCAGUAGAUGUGAUAUACAACUUCCCCCACAUACUUUAAAGUCAUGGGAAUGUAAUGAUAAUUGUGGGGGCAAAAUAUAACUAAAUAUUUUUGAAAAUUAUUUUAUUGAUAUGAAUAUUAUAGGGCCACACCCACAACCUUGUAUUUAAAGAUACAAUAUCACAUACAAUAAUUAUAUUACCUAAAGGUUAGGUUUUUUGGGACAAUAACCAUUUAUACGAUUGUAAAAUAAUCAGUGAUCAUAAAACAUGUAACAAAGAAAAUUGCUUCAAAACAUGUCCGAGUAUAAUUUCCAGAGUAGACAAUAACAAUCUGGAUAAUGAGCAAUGUAGUUACUGGCUCAAAGAUUUUAUCAACAAACGUAUAAUACAAUUGUAUUAUUUUCUUGGCCGAAUAUAUCUCACAGGAAAAAGAAAGUACAAGUCAUUGCUGCUAAAGGUGAUUCUACAAGCUACUGAAUCAUAAGGUGUACUUAGUUUUUCACACUUUGCUUCUCCCUUUUGGCUUCAUUUUUGUUAAAUCUUGACACCGUGCAAUAUGUCAUGUUGUUCAUCUGAAGUUGUAUUUACUUAUUUUUAAGACCUGCUAAGAAACAGUUGAUUGCUAUUAUGAGCUGAUAUAUAAAACUGCAGAAUUCGGUGUACUUUAUUUUUCUCAUGACUGUACAUGAAAUAAGAACGUAAGCCCAGAAUGUCUGUAACCAAUGAGUGAAACCAUUCCAUCCCUAUUAUGGACUCACCGGUUACUAUUGGCCACGCCGAUUUUCCAAGCACUGAACACGUGCUGCCUAUGGGCAUGAAUCUUUUAAUCUGUAUUUAUUUUUACAGUCUUGUGCAAGCACAAAACCGGUUUUUGUUUCUUUGAGACAUAAUUCAAAAGCAAAACUUGUUGCUCGAGCUUGUUCUGAUUGAAAUCUGCAAUUAUAGGAUAUUUUUUUUUUUUUUUUUUACCUUAUAUCAAGUUUGAGAGUGUGCAUAGGGUCAUUGAGACGAUGGCAGAGCACUCUCUGCAUGAGCCGCACUUAGCAAGACCUCCCAGACGCUGUCAUUUAGAUUGGCGUACAUGCACACCCAUGUGUCACCCCGCUUUUAGGCCGCCUGCCUCUCGUCCCCUUCUUUUGGGCAGCCCACUCCAUCUAUACCUCUCAUUACUGAGUGUUAUGUAGCCUUCCUGGAGAUUUAUUUUCUAACUUUAAAUUGCCUUCUCAAUCCCAGAAAAUGGGAUUGGGGGGGGGUUGCUACAUGCCAAGUGCAGCUUAUGUGACCAUGUGUUUGUAGAUUUAGAAGAGGUUAAGGAAUUGCUUAUGCAUCUGUUUCCAUCAUGUAUCUGCUGAGCGAUAGGGAAUUGAAGGCAGUUACCUGGAAAGGUAAAUGAGUAGCCACAUCCAUCAUUAAAUGAAUUGACUGGGGAAUAUUUUUUCAUGGUAAACAAUCAUUACAGCUACUCGUUCAACCAAUGACAGAUGUCAGACAAGUUAUUGGAGGGCAGAGUACCCUGCUAGCCAUUAAGGCUUUUAUUGCUUGCUCUAUAAAGAUCAUCUUUACCCGAAAAUAGGCUGUGAACUCCAGACAAAUAGAAGGCCCGCCUUGAUGUCUGUGAUCUCCAGCUGUCACAUACAGAUCUUUUGGGGGAAAUUUACUAAGUUCUAUUAUUCUGACUCAUUGGAUUAACAUGUUUUUUUCUUUUCCUCUACCUGAACAUGUUUGCCUCUCGUAUAAAUGAAUGUGGAGCAUUCACUGUAUUCUAUGUGGCCUAUAUUUGCAGAGAAGAUAUUGUACGAAUAUGUAUUUGUUUUGAAUUUGGAGAUAUAUGGUACGUUCACGUAAUGCAGGGGUUAUAGACCAUUGAAAUCUGAAACCUGUCCUUUUGUUGAGAUGUCUCUUUUUGCUUAAAAUUACUUCCCCAAGUUGUCUCUUAUCACUAGAUUUCAUAAUAUGAUUGAUGUAUCUCUCCCUCCCCUUUCAGAUACUUAUUUAUUGUAACAAGGAAUAAGUCUGUCCAUUAAACCCACUCCGGUCAUCUGUACGAUAGCUACAGUUCAAAAACAUUAAAGGACCACUUCAGCUCAAUGAAGUGGUCUGGGUGCCUGGUCCAUCUAGGAUUAACCCUUUCUGCUGUAUGUUUACCUAUGGGUUAAACUAGCCUCUAGUGGCUGUCUCAUUGACAGCCGCUAGAGGCGCUUCCGCGCUUCUCAAUGUGAUUUUCACAGUGAAAAGACGCCAGCGUCCAUAUGAAAGCAUUGAAAAUGCUUUACUAUGGACUGGCUGAAUGCGCGCACUCUUGCCGCGCAUUCAGGUGGUGAUGUCCGAAGAGGGAGGAGCGUCCCCGGCGCUGGAGAAAAGGUAAGGGAAUAACCCCUUCAGCGCCACGGGAGGGGGACCCUGAGGGUGGGGGCACCCUCAGGGCACUAUAGUGCCAGGAAAACAAGUUUGUUUUCCUGGCAUUAUAGUGGUCCUUUAAAUAUGACUUAGGAUUUUAGAUCAACCACAAACGUUUGAAAGCUCCAAUUACAAGAGUUUUGUUUUUUUCUUUGCUAGCAGAAUUUAUAGAAAUCAGUGCACCUUGUGAAGCUGUAGCGUCCUGUAUAUUGCUAUCACUGAGCUGUAGGCAUGUGCGUGGGGAAAACCUUCGGUUUGGAACUUCGGCACUUAGACAUUUCGGGACUUCAGGACUUCUCUUGCAGCCGCUUAGUAGAUAACUCCCUCAUUCCCACGGUAUUAGGGAGUUAUCUACCAAAAGGCUGAAAGACCUAAAUUGGUCUUUCAGACAAAUUUACUAAUGCUGAGUAAAAAUUACUUAGUAUUAGUACAUUUUGCCCCUACUCGCUGUGUAAUUUGACUCCUAACUCUCUGAUUGGUUACUUAAUCCACCAAUCAGAGUGUUAUGAGUCAAAUUACACAGCAUGGGAAAAUUCCAAAGAAUGGGGGCUCGGCAGGGGGGGAACUUUUUUUUUUUUUUUUUUUUUUCAAAACCAUGAGCAACUGUUUAAUAGACAUGCCCCUACUCGCGGUAUAGCGAGUAGGGGCAUAAUUUACUAAUACUAAGUAACCUUUACUUAGUAUUGGUAAAUUUGUCUGAAAGACCAAUUUAGGUCUUUCAGCCUUUUAGUAGAUAGCUCCCUAAUAUUGUGGGAAUUAGGGAGCUAUCUACUUAUUCAUUCCUGUCAUUACAUUGACUGGCUAAGUAACUUAUAUUUUAAAUGAAUGUGUGUUACUUGAUUGUUGUAAGUGUUGCAGAUGCUUACAGCUGAAUCCUGGCUAUGUUUGUAUAAAAUUUUAAAUAAAAAGUAUACAAUGUAACAGUCUUCUUUCACUGGGUAAGUAUAUUAGUACUUUACUUUGGCAAUUUCGGGACCUCGGCAAUUCGGAAGUACCUGAAUAUCCGAAUUGCCCGAAAUUCAUAUUCGGACCGAAACGAAUUGCACAUGUCUACUAAGCCGCUAUAUAGUGUUCAGUGAGUGUGUUGGGGUACAAUAUAGUCCCUUUGUAAUUAUUAUUAUAAUUAUUCGAGGCUAUGCCUGAGCCUUGAACUAUUCUGCAUCAAGUGCACAGCUAAACGAUAUCCAGCGUAUGUGGUCGAAUAGAGUAGUACUAUAUAAAUGGUCUUAAACUUAAAUUGGGUAUUUCAUUUAUAGGAUAUGUUAGUUAAGUACUUUGUGUCCAAUGCUGCUGCCACUAUCCUGGGUUUCUGGAUGUUACAUUACUGUAGAUUACAUAAAGAUUGAUUGAUCUCAGCCAAUCUAGUGCUUUCCCAUAGGAAAGCAUUGAUAGGAUAGUGUAAAGCAAAUAACUGUGCCAAUCCGCAUCUCCUCAUAGAGAUGAGUUGAUUCUAUGCAUCUCUAUGGGGAGCGUACAUCUUCUUCGUGAACGUAGGGCCUGCAGAGAUUGCAGGACUGAAAUACGGAAGGGCCUGUAGUGGCCAUUUAACUUAUGGCACGUCGAGUUGUAACUAGGAAAAAAUUUAAACACUGUAUUUUUUUCUGAAAAAGCAGCAUUUAUAUUAAAGUCUAUAAAGCCAAGCUUUGCUCACCGGGAUUGAAUUUUUAUUUGCCAAGGCUAAAUUUCCACUUUUAAUUUUCCUAUGGCUUAUGGAAAUUUUGAGUCUUGAUUUCAACUUAAAUGUGCAAUGGUUUGUAACAUUUGUCACAUGCACAAUAAACUCAUUUUAUGUGUUAAAGGGGUGUGUGUACAUGGCAUUUUACCUGCUGUUGGCAGAAUACUGAGUAAUAAUUAUUACGUGCUGGGAGAUGCAUGUUCCACAACCGCGGUCUAUGACCUUCCUAAAUGGCUUAUUACGUGUGUUUUGUUUUGUCUUACAGCACUGAUUAAAUCUGAUUUAAGAAGACACAAUGUCAAUUAUGGAAUUGCCAACUCUACAAUAAAGGCAGUGAGUAUCUCUCCGUACUGUGUUGUUUUUCAUUAUCUGGCACCGCACUAUCUAUGACAAGUGUCUCUCUCCCUUAUUCAGAAGGUCAAGUUGACGGAAAGAGCUGUUCAAGGCUACUGUUCAUCUUAUUUCCUCCUUUUCUAAUAGUUAAUCACAAUUAUGAAAGCACACUGCUGUUGAACUUGUGGGGGCAUUUUUUUAUUUAUUUUUUAUUGCAGUUUGCCAGUAUGAGAUUAGUUAUAAGGCAAAUGGCAUAGUGUGGCCCUAGUGUUAGCUCAAGGUCCUGCUAGUGAACCAUUACAAAUUGCACUGAUGCACAGUAAAAUAUUUAACUCUCUUUUAACAGGUACCUGUGGAGAGCCCAACGGAACCAGAACAGGGCAUUGUCAUCUUAACAACGCAGUCCUCUUCUGCUGUAUAAAAGCCAUUUGUGUCUAUUCAAUGAGACACCCGCAGAAACUACAACAAUCACAAUAUCUCCAAAACUGUAUUUAUUGUUUGUACUAUUUAUUGGACUCCUCAUUGGCAACCCACUGAGAUCAAUCAAGACCAUUUAUCGUGCCCAGCACUUAUUAUGUCACUGAAGAUGGGAAGAGGGCGGUAGUGCAAUGCUGGUUUGUAACCAAAACCCAGUCUGCGCUAAUCUUGAAUCACGCAGAUCUUUUAUCACAAAUGACUUUGCUAUAAUUGUAGUGUCUUUUUUAAAAUGAAUUUGUAUUUUUUAAUGUACAUAUUGAUGAUAUUCCUGUGUGCUUUAGCUGUUGUGAGGCCAGUAACUAGUUGGUUUUUGUAUUUGUAAACUUUAUUUAUAGACUGUGUGUGAGGGAAGAUAUCGAAACGUCUCUGCUCCGCCAAUCUCUGAUUCAUGAUUUGCCAUAGUUUCAACCAAAGCGUUUCAAUACUUGAUAUACUGACAUUUCUCCUAAUCAUGUGCUCUGUGCUAAACAUACCUAAUUGCACUUGAAACCAAACUUCACAAGAGACUAUUUAUUUGAAGUACUUGAUAAUCAACUGUAGAUCGUUAAAGUAGCACUAUAGUGCCAGGAAAACAAACUAGUUUUCCUGGCACUAUAGGGUCAUUGGGUCCCUCCCACCCCUUCAGCCACUUACCUUUCUCCAGCGUCGGGCUCCGUCUAUGCUGGGGAACUCUCCACCGCCUGUCGACGUCAGAUCCGAAUGCGCAUGCUUUCAAACCGCCCAUAUGAAAGCAUUACUCAAUGCUUUCAUACUGACGUCCAGCAUCUUUUCUCAAUGUGAUUUUUCAAAGUGAGAAUCGUGGAAGCGCCUCUAGCGGCUGUCAAUGAGACAGCCACUAGUGGCUGGAUUAACCCUCAGUGAAACAUAGCAGUUUCUCUGAAACUUCUAUGUUUUCAGCUGCAGGGUUAAAACUAGGGGGACCUGUUACCCAGACCACUUCAGCUCUUCAUUAAGCUGAAGUGGUCUGGGUGCCUAUUGUGGUCCUUUAAUAUUGUUUGUGUGUUGGAGAAAGGAUAGCAGAAAACUAUGACCCCCUUUUACAUUAGACCAUAGUAAUAUACUGUUAGUAUAAGCGUGCGCAUACUCAAUCCAAUCUGCUAGCAGUGUGUCCACCAGAUGUUAAAAAAAUAAAAUAAAAUUUAAAUCAGGGAGCAAAUCUUAACAUUAAGAAGAACUCUUUAGAUAAUCAGUUGAAUUAAUGGUACACUCCACUGCCAAAUUAAAAUAAAUAAAAAUCACAGUUUAGUAGAUAUAAUCACAGAGAAAUAUGCAUGCAUUUAAUUAUGCAUUUUUCAUUGGGGUUAUAUGUGCAACAGCUUGCAAAAACCUGCAGAUCUCUUGUCUGCAGCCUUUGGAAGCCCUCCCCUUCUAACCCCGCCCAGACUUUGUGUCUGUCCAAUCAGACUUCCCAAUGCAGCUCAAUGAGAAGUCUCUGCAAGGCAGGAUCUCUGAGCAAUUGCUGCCUGUGGAGUUUAGCUCCACUGAGCUAUCCAAACCAGGAAGUAACAGGACCGGUUGUGUGCUUGGAAGCGAGGUAGGUGUAACCAUGUUAAUUUAUAAAAGUGUCAUUUUCUAUUGAAAACUGCACUUUUUGUAAAAUAAAAAAAAACACUCCGCACAUAAAGCAAGCCGAAUGUCCCUUCACGUGCUCUCUGUAUAUUACCAAUAUACACUAUUGCAUGUAGUGUAAGCUGACCAGUAUAUACAAUGAUGUGUAAUGUAGGGGGUUGGCUUGCAAGAUUAUGUGCAAUGUAUGUUUAACCUGAAAUUAUGUAUAGCAGGUUAACUGCUAUAUAUAAAUUGGUGUGCACAGUAGGCAAUUAUUUUAGUAAUUUUUUUUAAGGGUUUUUUUUUUUUUUUUUUCUGCAUUCCUUAUACAGAGAGUCUCCUCCAUUCUUAGGUAAAUUUUGAUAUUGUGUACAGCAAAUGAAGGUGACGUGUGCGUGAUUUAUUUCUUAGUGUGCAGUCCUACAAGUGUUUUUCCAGCUCGGCUAUUGUCAUGCAGUCAUGUACAGCAAACGUGCUCUACAGGGUUACCAGUCUUUACAGUGGCUCGAGCUGCAGGCUCAGUGCUAUACAGGUUACGGUGUUUGCACACUUUACAUGUAUAUACAGAUUUAUUGCUCUGUACAAUGAUUUGUGCUGUAGGUUACAGCUCUGUACCUUAGUAUGUGUUCCAAGUUCUCUGCUCUGUAUAGUGAUAUGUGCUGCAAGCUUAUUGACCUGUAGAGUGGUAUGUGCUUCAGAUAUACCACUUUGUACAUUAGUGUGUCCUUCAGAUAUACCGCUCUGUAGAUUAGUGUGUCCUAUAGAUAUACCACUCUGUACAGUGGUGUGUGCUGCAGAUAUACCGCUCUGUACAGUGGUGUGUGCUGCAGAUAUACCGCUCUGUACAUUGGUGUGUGCUUCAGGUAUACCGCUCUGUACAUUGGUGUGUGCUGUAGGUAUACCGCUCUGUACAUUGGUGUGUGCUGUAGGUAUACCGCUCUGUACAUUGGUGUGUGCUGUAGGUAUACCGCUCUGUACAUUGGUGUGUGUGUGUGUGCUGCAGAUAUACCGCCCUGUACAUUAGUUUGUGCUUCAGAUAUACCGCUCUGUACAUUAGUGUGUGCGCUGCAGAUACACCAUUGUACCCAUUUACAAGUUUUACUUGUAUAAAUGUUUUUUUUUUUUUAAAUCCGUCUUACUAGUAUAAUGAAUUUAGAAGUUGACAGAUCAGCACAUGUACAGCAAUCUGUGCUUUGGCCGACUGUGGGGUGUCGUGUACCCUACGAUGGUCAGCCUACACUGUGAAUGUGAAGUAUUGUGUAUGUGCCUAUUAAAACCAAUUCUUUUUGCGGGCUUUUACCACUGCAGGUUUUGCACACCUAGAUAAUUUUAGCUUUUGUAAAUAAUAUGUCAUCGAAGGGUUUGAGUAUUUGUCUUAUUGUGAGUUUACUGUCUGAUUCAGGUAUUCUGGCUAAUGAUUCGAUCACAUAAUGAUAAUGGCUAGCAUACACGCAGCUGGACAUAAACUAAAGAUUCUGACAGUUUUUUUGUAACCUUUUUAUUUUAAAUUUCAAGGCAGCUUUUAUUUAGGUCAGAAUUUUUAAAGCACAUUUUUAUAUAUAUAUAAUUUAUUUUUUUUUAUAGGUUUUACCAGAGCUUACCGUUUCUGAAAUAUUAUUUGUUUGAACAUUUAGGCUAAAGCAGUUGAGUGGCCUCAAUUAGAAAAAAAAAAAGCAUAUGUCUGUUUUUAUUACUGCCCCUAGUGAACUUUUUAACCCUUGAAGACGGAGGCAAUUGUCCUAAGUAAUUUAAGAGUUUCUCCCCCAUACAUAUAUAUAUAUAUAUAUAUAUAUAUAUAUAUUGUUGUUUAAAGGACAUAAAGUACUUUUGUUUAACAUCCUUUAUGUAUACCUAACACUACAUUUCAUCUGGUUAAACCUUUAAAAAUGGGAAACAAAUUAUUUCACUUUUUAUUUUUUUUUUAUUAUUUUUUACACAUUCAGUGCAACUAAAUAAAAUAAACUCAAAAUAUUAUUUUAUAUCAGUCGUGAUUGCUAAAUGUCUAAUAUGUCUAGGAUCGAAAUUAAUUUUUGGUAGUCAACUCUAACCCUAUACCAACCAUCACAUUAACACUAUACCAAACACACCCUAAUGCUUAUACUAACUCUUACUAUAUACUGUGGCAGGAUGGCCAGGCUCUUCACAGUAAACUUCAAAUUUAACAGUCAGAAUAGAAUAGUACUGCAGUUUAUUGUCACUUUCCACAAUAUAUACAAGGUUGUGCUCUCCCACAAAAAUAAAACCGAAAAUAAAUCCUACUCCAACUUGGAGACUUACUAAACAACAGUAUUACUAACUAUUCAACUGGCCAGCUAAUCUGGUUCCCAGUUUUAAACAACAUGAAAUACAGCACUUUAACCCCUUGAGGACACAUGUGACAUGUCAUGAUUCCCUUAUUCCAGAAGUUUGGUUUCACACAGUACCUUUUACUCAGAGUCUCAGGCUUAACUUCCUCCUCUCUCCCAGCUGUUAGAUUCCCCCAUGUGGUCACAGGCUAACCUUUUAAAACCCUAGUGCUGGUUAAUUACAUUCACCUGGUUGAUAACAUUCAAGGGGUGACUCCUACCAAUUAACCCUAUCAUGCUGGGAAUAGAGAGCGCUCCAAUCUAUUACUAACAUAAAAAGCCUCUCUGACCCUGCCACAAUACCUACCCUAAUCUUAAUCUUAACCCUACUGUAACAAGAACAGGGUAGACUGGUCCCCAGCUUGGGAUCCAGACUUAUCCUGACAUGUCAUUUGCCCCUUCUCCACUGGCCCCAGAGACAACCACCAUGAUUCCUCAGGGUAAGGUCAUGUGCUCUACCCACACUCUUCUGAUUGCUCCCGACAUUCUUUACAAAAAUGCCUUUAGCUCACAGGCUCAACUGAAUAUUUCAACACACAGGUAAACAUACUCUGUCACCAUGCCUCUCCAAAUAAGAGACAACACUCCAGUUCAGGGGGGCAAGAAUACUCAAAAUACUUGAUUCACCACAAGGACAAGCCUCCAGCAAUACAUCAUUUUCCACACAAACACAGAUGCAAAUAUAUGAACAUGAACUUGCUUAAAUAGGCUCACAACCAAAGUAAUAGAAAAGGAAUUCAAUGGCAGUGACACUCUCAGAAGACCAGUUACAUCUACACUAAUCCAGCUUAAUCCUUACACCUAAAUCUAACUCUACGGAAACGCUCUGCUAAUAUUUUGAUAUUCUAAAAUCGUUUUCGUAGUUGAGUAGUUGGCCCUCUUCGGGCUGGUAUUUCAUUCAAUGUAAUUAUGAAUUGAGCCUGCCGGUUCCGAUGUGAUUGGUGCUGGGCAGCUGGCAAAGCCCAGCGCGGGGAACAGACCCUGGGUUUCUCCCUUAGGCAGCCUGCUGCCAGAAUAACCAUGGUUAUAAACCAAGGGCAUUAACUCCUAAAUUGCAAAGAAUUUAACAGUGAGACGGCAGGGGCAUGAUCUAUGCACCAAAACUGCUUCAUUAAGCUAAAGUUGUAUUGGUGACUUUAUCCCUUUAAUAGAUUGAAAUGCAUUUAUUUGUUCUAUUUUAUUGUCCUGUAUAAUUAAAUGGAUCAAUAAACAGCACUUUUCAUGGAAUGUUCUAGUGAAAAUUUAUGGGAUAUUGUGAGUGCUGCUAUUACUCUUUUUGAAGGGGGUGGGGGGUUAAGUGUGGAACCUAAGUUGACACCACUGAAGUCAAGGUUGGAGUGAGUACAAUCAUUACACUAUAGAUAAGCAUUUUGUGUCAAUAAUUAUGGGGUAACCACACCAACAGUUUCCAGUAGAAGUGACACCUCAAAAAUACAUAUUUGGUGCAGGUUAUAUGUACGUUUCCCACCCUCACUAUCCAUCUAGAUUGUACAUACCCACAGGGUAACUGUUCUUGUAUUUGUCAAUUUUGCUAUGGUCUCAGAUGUAUUGUAUGUUUUUAGAUAGUGAAAUGGAUAUUCGUAUCUACAGUCUUUUU